AUGGCGCGCAAAAGAGUCAAGAAGAGAACGCAUGUCGGUGCCAGCAAUCCCGCUGCCGUCGCUGACAACCAUGGCUCCAAGGACCCCAAGAGCAUGGUCAUCCGUAUCGGCGCGGGCGAGGUCGGUUCCAGCGUCAGUCAGCUCGCCGCCGAUUUCCGAAAGGUCAUGGAGCCAGGGACAGCUGCCCGUCUUAGAGAACGUAGAGCAAACAGGUUGAAGGACUACGUCGUCAUGACCGGCCCCCUCGGCGUCACCCACCUUAUGCUCUUCUCCCGCUCCGAAAGCGGCAACACCAACCUGCGCGUUGCCCUCACGCCCCGUGGCCCGACAUUGAACUUCAGAGUCGAGAAGUACUCCCUCUGCAAGGACGUUCAAAAGGCCCAGAGACGCCCGAAGGGUAGCGGCAAGGAGCAGCUUGCACCCCCCUUGCUCGUUAUGAACAACUUCCAUACCCCCGAUGCCGACGCCAACUCCAAGGUGCCCAAACAUCUGGAAUCCUUGGUGACUUCGGUAUGGUCCAGCGUCUUUCCUCCUUUGAACCCGAAUGCGACCCCCCUCGGCAAGAUCAAGCGAACGUUACUGCUCAACCGCGAGAAGGAUCCGGAGAACGAAGGAUCUUUCAUCAUCAACCUCAGACACUACGCCAUCACGACACGUUCUACGGGCAUCUCGAGGCCGUUGCGGAGACUGGAAAAGGCUGAGAAGCUGUUGGCCUCCAAGACAAACGGAAAGGGCGGCGUGCCGAAUCUUGGAAAGCUCGAGGACAUUGCCGAUUUCCUCCAAGGCGGAGAAAACGGAGAUGGAUACCUGACAGAUGCCACGAGCGGCAGCGAGAUUGACAGCGAUGCCGAGGUUGAGGUCAAGGAGCAGAAGGCCCAGAAGAUCAAGAAGAACGCCGCCCCCGUCGACGACGAAGCCGCGGACGAAGACGACGCUGUCGAGAAGCGCGCCGUCAAGUUGGUCGAAUUGGGACCACGCAUGCGUCUGCGCUUGACCAAGGUCGAAGAAGGCCUAUGUGCCGGCAAGGUCAUGUGGCACGAGUAUGUUCACAAGACCAAGGAGGAGGUCAAGGAGCUGGAAAAGCGCUGGGAGAAGAGACAAAAGGAGAAGGAGGCCCGCAAGAAGCAGCAGAAGGACAACAUCGAAAAGAAGCGGAAAGCGAAUGCUGGCAAGGGCGAGGCAGCGGAUGACGACAGCGACGUGGACAUGGACUACGAUGACGAGUUCGAUAGUGAGGGCCUUGAGGGUGAUGCUGAGUACAAGGUCAACGAGGGCAUGGAGGAUACCGGUGAAUGGGAGGAUGAGGAAGACGAGAUUGCCAACGGCUGA
Molecule: messenger RNA, 1329 nt
Organism: Colletotrichum destructivum
Lineage: Eukaryota; Fungi; Ascomycota; Sordariomycetes; Glomerellales; Glomerellaceae
Product: Putative Brix domain, protein Peter Pan
Exons: 2
Coding region: 1-1329 (442 amino acids)
Biological process (GO): rRNA processing; ribosomal large subunit assembly
Cellular component (GO): preribosome, large subunit precursor
Molecular function (GO): rRNA binding
Source: RefSeq, a predicted model, not a curated record